Molecule: messenger RNA, 2165 nt
Organism: Ceutorhynchus assimilis (cabbage seed weevil)
Lineage: Eukaryota; Metazoa; Arthropoda; Insecta; Coleoptera; Curculionidae
Source: the annotation of a GenBank genome assembly
UGAUAUCUUGAUUUCAUCUGUUCUGUUGUAAUUUUACAAUUUUCUGAAAAUUCUUCCAAAGUGAAAAAAUAACAAAGAACAAUAUGGUCUAUAUUCACUUCCCAGCAAAUUUCACUGAAGAAGAGCUAAUGCUCCAAGCAAAAUACGCUAAAUUGAAGAAGAAGAAAAAAGCAUUGACAGCCCUGAAAGCCCCGAAACCCGAGCCCGAAAAACCUGCUACGCCUAAACGACCAACGGAAGCGAGAGAUGCCAGAGAAGUAGCUAAAAAAUUGAUAAAAUCCGGUGCCAUACAGGCAAUAACCAAACAGCAAAAGCAACCCGAGCACGGCUUCAAGAGGCCAAGAGGUUUGGAAAGGAAACUGAUAUCUGAAAAAACCGUAAGUGGUUAUCAACCGUUUUCCGCUAUCCAAAUGGAAGAUGGUCCGGAUAAUCCAGAAAACAAACCACCAAGAAUUAAAAACCUGUACGACAAUUUUGAAAAUACUCGUGAAAGAGAAGAGAGGAGUGUAGUUGAAAAACCUAAGGACAAACCUGAAAAACCAAGAUCUGGCAACACUAUUUAUGUAUCAGGCUACAAAAUUACAGAAGAGUUUUUGAAAAAGCACUUCACAACCAUUGGAAAUAUUAUCAAUAUAUCCAUGGAAAUUGAAAAAAAUCGGGGAUUUAUUACUUUUGACAAAACAGAUGCAGCUGAUAGGGCUAUAGCUGAAAUGGAUGGAAGCAUGGUGUCAGGAAUACAGCUACAAGUGUCUUUAGCCCGAAGGCAACCCCAAAUUGAACCAAUUACUGAGUCUACAUCAUCCGUAGCAUGGACUACCUUAGCCUCAACUAACUCACAAAAAGGGAAUCACAAGGAUAAGAGAGAUUUGGUAUCAUAUGAUGAUAUGUUUGACGAGUAGAAUAAUCUUAAGUAAUUUGUAAGGGUCCCCAGGUUAAUGGGUAGGUAUAAUGCAGACUGCCAGCACCAACAUGUUAUACAGAAGUCCUUUAUAUUUUAUCUGCAGUGUAGUUGAAGUGCCCGGCGCCUCCACCAUGUGUCACGCUUAGGCGAAGCGUUGUUUGUGGUCAGCGGUGCCACCACUUUAACUAAACUUAGCUGCGUUGGUUAAGGGUUUAUCCUGAAAAGAGGUUAUGGGGGGAAAGUAGGAAUUUCACCACUAGUAGUUAAUACAUCUAUUGUUACCCUUUAACCUAUGUGGGAGAUGAUUAAAUAGGGUUUACCAAAAGUAGAUAGCAGUGAAUGCUCUUCCCUGGAGGGCCAUCAUAUAACAUUCCCUUGGAAUGCCUGUCUUUAAGGAAAGCCCUACGUUAUCAAGAAUCGAUCAUUUGUAGCCAAACAGCUCUAUGAAAAUGUACCCUCAAGGAGCUUAGUUUCCAUAGGUCUACAUUAGGGGCGUUGAAUUGGGCUUCUAUAGCAUGUCAUUCACCUUAGGAUCUCAGUCGAACUGUAGGGAUCACCCCAUUUGUGCUAAUGUUCAUUUGCUCGGGAUCACCCCAUUUGUGCUAAUGUUCAUUUGCUCUACCCACCCGAAGUCGCCUUCGGGCGGGAACGUCGGACGACCGAAGUCCGACCGGAGUAUGACCCUCAUCGAAACGAAUGCAGUUGUUGUAGCGCAAAUGGGUACAGCGUUGCCGUUCCCUCUCCAUCUGGCGGGUAUUUAAAAUAGAAAAUAGAAUUCUAUUUCGAUAUUUUUCAAGUAUUGAGUGGGUGUGGUGUUUUGUUUACUUUAAAAAUGGAAAAUUUUAACUUUUAAUAUUUUAUUGGUUAAAUAUUAAUUUAUUUUAACCUUCCAUCGCGAGUUUUAUAACAUCAUUAGUCACGCUGUAUCACAGAGAUACAUAUACUAAAUCAUUGAUAAAAAAAUUGAACCAUCUGAUGAAUUUCGGUUUUACAAUUUCUAUGUAUUGAUUCGGGUACUCAACAAUCAAAGAUAGAACAUUUUCACUGAGAAAGAGAUUCCAGAAGUUGAAUUCUAUUUUCGCUAUCUUAAUGUUUCGAGCGCGCUCGGACUGCUCGGAGUUUACCGAGUGUAAAGCCACUGUGUGCAGAAGCUAGUUUCUGGAUAGGAAUUAGCAAAUAAGCUAUCCAAGUGCUCCUAAAUAGUCGAAGAAGAACAGUCAUUCAGAUUUUUUUCAUUACCAGGAAUCACCUUUUCUACAUUUAA